Messenger RNA from Panthera uncia (snow leopard), 1610 nucleotides. It is a transcript of the gene TSSC4, whose product is annotated as tumor suppressing subtransferable candidate 4. The coding region runs from base 400 to 1356 and encodes 318 amino acids. Lineage: Eukaryota; Metazoa; Chordata; Mammalia; Carnivora; Felidae. The transcript is spliced from 3 exons. The record is from RefSeq and is a predicted model, not a curated record.
AUCAAUUCCGGCUCUGCGCGAAGGAGCGCCGCCGUUUCCGGGGAGGGGUGGCAAAGGAGAAAAGCGAGGGCGCAUGCGUAGGGACUCCACGGCCCGACAGGCCUCUGGAGUAGCGGUCCAACAGGCCUCGCGAGUAGCGGCCCAGGGCCUUGUGGGGGAUGUAGUUCCCUGGCUGCGGACGCCGCGGCGCUGGGCCAGCGGAAGACUCGGUUUCCCAGAGAGCCGAGCGCGGCGCCAAAUGGAGGCCACCGGGUGGCGGUGAGCCGCCCACUACAGUGGAGCAGCUGAAAGGAGCCGGACUGAGGCCACCACGCCUGUGCCAGCAAGGGGCCUGUGCCAGCACUCCGGUGUCUGCACGGCGACCCUCAGACAGGGGAGGUGUGGUGUGCCCUGGGACACAUGGCUGAGGCAGGGGCAGGACAGCGCCUGGAGGCUGAGCAGGGCACAGAGUAUGCCACCCUGCCUUCUGACACCGUGUCCCUCAGCGACUCGGACUCUGACUUCAGCUUGCCUGGCAGUGCUGAGAUGGCGGGGGUGCUGCCCUGGGAGGCCCAGGGGGACUCAGACCCCGACGAGCCCGCUUUGCCUCCCAGGGGCCGCCCCUCGGCCUCGGCCUCGGCGCAGCCGUUCCACCUGAGGGACACGAGCUCCACCUUCUCCCGGCGCAGCCACAACAUCUUCGACUGUCUGGAGGGGGCAGCCAGGCGGCUUCUGCCCGCUGACAGUGGGGACUGCGCACGGCCACCGGCGCCCUCAAGCCAGCCCGCGGCGGAGGGCCCAGGCGGGGCCGGCCAGAGCCCUGCCCUCCCGAAGCGGCCCCCCGUCCCUGACUAUGUGGCCCACCCCGAGCGCUGGACCAAGUACAGCCUGGAAAACGUGGCCGAGGCCAGCGAGCAGAGCAAUCGGGCCGCGGCGCUGGCCUUCCUGGGCUCCAAGAGCCUGGCCGUCCCCGGUGACUACACGCCCUCUUUCAACCAGGACCCCUCCAGCUGCGGGGAGGGGAGAGUCGUCUUCACCAAACCGGCCCGGGCGGGCGAAGCCAGACCUGAGAGGAAGAGGGCCUUGAGGAAGGCAGGAGAGCCAGCCGGGGCUGCCCCUGGGAACCUGGGAGCGGCAGGGGGCGAGGGUCCGGUGGAGCUGGCCCACCUGGCGGGGCCUGGGAGCCCCGAGGCUGAGGAGUGGAGCAGCGCCCCCGGGGGCCUUCAGGAGGUGGGCUUGCUCCAGGGGGCUGCCCCCGCUGGGUCAGCAGCGGGGCCUCCAGUGGUGGAGACCGUCGGCUUCCAUGGCAGCAGGAAGCGGAGCAGAGACCAUUUCCGGAACAAGAACAGACCCGAGGCCCCGGGUGCUGAGGUCUGAGAGAAGAGCCUGCCCGGCUGAUGUUCCCUGACCAGGCUGGCGGAGCGGGGCGGCCGGGGUCGCUGCCCCCCUUGGGAAGGGAGCCUGCAGGCUGCUGGUAGGAGGGACCAGCAUCCUGGGGCGGGGGGCGGGGGGCGGGGGGGAGGCUCAGGGGAGUGGUCUCUGAAGCAGACAGCUUGCCCGCGGAUGGCAAAAGCCCUGGCCACCUUGUGGGGCAACAGUAAAGGUUGUGGGUAUUCCUCAGACUCUGUAUC